UAUCAAUCCUGGGAUCAAGUCCGGUCGAGCUCGGUUUACUCAGCACAAGUCGACCUAUACUAAGUCUGUUACUUGCCCUGGCUGCACCUGUGGUCAACCCGGUCCGACUCUUCGAUUAUGUCAACCCCAAGGACAUGCUGAGAAAUCUGAACUAAGGAGCCAACAUGACAAGGCGAAGAGAAAUCUCUGUGCUCAUUGUUGGCUUGCAAUUUGUCCUGGCAAUCGCUGCUGUGGUCAACGUAACGACGGUGGCAUUCGACUUGUACAGCAAAGCGUACUCGGUCGUGAUAGCUUGCAGAUAUCGUUAUCAGAUAUUCUUAUGGAACGUUCUUGUUGCCGCACUGUGGUUGGCAGGUUUCCUUUCUCUCAUGUCCCGUUCGUGUUUUGAGCUUGUACAGGGUGGACACGCAGUCGCACCUCAAUCUGGCACAUCGUGGUCAGUUCGACUCCGCGAUUGGGUAAAGCGAUGGCCAGGCAACGAGUUCUCGGUGUGCGUGCAACAUGAAGAGCGACGUUUCUACUGGAAUCCGGAGAACCAAUGGUAUUUUUGGUUCUCCCAGGCCUUGACUCUUGGGACGGUCGCACACAUCUUCUAUGGCACUGCCAUUUUGUCGGGCUAUCAAUUCAUUGCACCAUCGGAUGCGCUCGGGGUAGUGGCGAGAUAUGUUGCGUCUGCUUGGGUCUCUCGACUGAUCUUGAGGUCUGAGCUCGCGGGCUUGUCCGCACGGACAACAAUUCAGUGUGGCGAUGGAGAAGAAGGGAGGUGUAUGAGGUCGUCCGCAUCAAGGGAGAGGGGGUAGGCUGCUUCACCUCCUACAUGUUCCAUAAUGCGCAGUCGAAGUGGAGCUGAAUCGUGGGCCUGAGGCCAACCGGCGUCAGCGUUUCACAAACGAGACUCAGUCGCUGCGAACACCUGCACUAGUCAAUACGGGUUCCAUCAACAUCACCCAAGAGUUGCCGCGCAAGCUGGUAAGAAACGCCGGUAGGUGAAUCACGAACUGUAGUGCGUACCGAUGCGGGUUUAGUGCAUUGAGGAGGUGCUGCAGGCAGUCUGAGCCUUGCGACAAGGCAGAAAGUAACGGGGGCUAGGCAUAUACUAAACAAGGCACGAUCUCUCCAGGGCUUGGUUCAAGAUGCGCUCAGGGUUUGUUUGCUAGCGGUCCGCUGCUCUGAUUGUCCAGCUCAUUUGGUCAGUUUGGUUUGCUUCCCUACUCUUUCACUGCUAUUCCCUUCUACUAUAUAGUCUCGA
Messenger RNA from Macroventuria anomochaeta, 1249 nucleotides. RefSeq lists its product as uncharacterized. Bases 165 to 800 code for a protein of 211 amino acids. The transcript has a single exon. The record is from RefSeq and is a predicted model, not a curated record. Lineage: Eukaryota; Fungi; Ascomycota; Dothideomycetes; Pleosporales; Didymellaceae.